This is a messenger RNA of Malaya genurostris, 4907 nucleotides long. RefSeq lists its product as uncharacterized. The record is from RefSeq and is a predicted model, not a curated record. The transcript is spliced from 4 exons. Lineage: Eukaryota; Metazoa; Arthropoda; Insecta; Diptera; Culicidae. The coding region runs from base 4113 to 4769 and encodes 218 amino acids.
ACUGAACGGAUUUCUAUCACACUUGGCAUAGCUGCUUUUUGCUUUUCAGAGAUAGUUGUAAGGGUAUUUUUAUGGGGGAGAGAGCGCAGCAACUACCCUUAACAGGGGUCAUGAAAAAAAUUAUUUAAUUUGACGAGAAUCAAUACUUUUUGGAGACCAUAGAUACAUUUUGUGCAACUUAGGGUAUUCGUGUGGGGUGGAUGUAGUACGUCCCUCUAAAAAGGGGAUGUUAUAUUUGUAACGGCGCAACUCCGAACCUACUGAAAGGAUUGCUAUCAUAUUUGGCACAGAUACUUCUUGCACACAGUGUCCUUAACAUGGGAGGAGAGAGUCAAUGACGAAAUUUGAAUAGAAUCGACAUUUAGACUAGAAGGAGGGGUUUUUGAAAAUAAAUUUUAAUCUCCCAUUUUUUUAUAAAACAAGAGAGUGGCAAAAAUUUCAAGGUCGUAUUUUUCUUUGAAUAAUUUCAAAGGAUCUGGUUCCAUUUUGCCGGGGAAUUCAAAGAGCUAAGAGAAAAUAAUCUUUAUCUGUCUAUGAACGCGAGUGUAUUUAGGUUUUAGCAUAACUACGAAACGACUAAACGAAUCGCCAUCAAGUUUGGCACAUGUACCAAAGGUGGGAAUCGAUAUUUUUUGAAAAGCACAGAUACACUACUCAAAGUAAUCAUAGAGGAGAUCUGUAGUAAGUUCACUGGCAAAAAGGAAGUCAAAUCAAAAUAGAUUAUAAGGUUAUUUUGAGGGUGAGAGAGAGUAGCAAGUGCCCCGAACAUGGAAAGUGUAAGGGAAAAUUGAUCGGGUUUUACGAAAAAUUGUUACUUCUUUACGAGUACAGUAUAUUUCUAGCAACUGAGAGAGGUUCACAAAAAUAUUAACAAGAGGAAGGGGAAAUAAGUAUUCUCAACAUUGAUCUGAAUUGACAAAAUCAUACAACCAAUGUGCAUUUUAUUAUGUAAAUUGGAAAAAACUGUCGACUCAAGGUGAUGGAAAUAGGAUUACAACAACAUUUGUAUUAAUUGAAUCAUUAUUCUAUAGGUUUUCCUCUACGAUGAACGAUCAAAACGGUUGAAACCUUGGUAAAAUAAAUUAUAUAAAAACGUCAUUCUAUAGUACGAAUGUAGUUAUGAUGUUAAACAACCUUUAGUUAUAAAAUAAUCAUUAUCAGAUGGAAAAUUUUCAACAAUUCAUGAUGUCAUAAAAUUUUUAUAAAGAAGAGGGAGUAGCAAGUGAUUAUAUCCAUGGAAACCAUCGGUAUUGUAGAUCGAAUGUGACGAGGAAGUACGGAAGUGCGUUACAAGCACAUAUGAAACUAAGGGAGGUUACUAAGAAGGUAUUUAUAGAGAGAAAGGUGUUUUAAAGGUUCCUAACAAAAAGGUUCAAAUAUAAAUCUAAUUCAAUUUGUCGAGAAUACCAUGGAAAUUAUGAGUAUUGUGAGAUCUGAGAUGGGACACUGAUCAUUCGCAGUCUGAACAUGAACAAAGUAUUGCUCGAUCGGGUUUCCGUCUAAGUUAUGUUUCACUACAGGAGUAUUUCACUAAGCAGGACAACUUCGAGAAUUUUUUCGGCCUUCCCUUCACGAAACAUUUCCGAGCAACGCCGGGUAAUUCAGCUAGUUAUAUCAUAUGUCUUUCUAUACAAAAUGUAUGGAGUCCAGCCAGAUACCAUUAGUCAGACCGAGGGUAAUGUUUCAAACCAUCCGUUUUUCGUCCUUUUCGAGGACGCUGUCUAUAUUACAAAUUGCAUAGAUUGAUAGCCAAUCAAAUUUUAGGAAUCUACCUGAAACCUCAAGUCGAUAGAUAAAUUAUAAAUAUGUAAAAUAAAUGGUAAAAAACGAAAACGGUCUGGCUGGACCCAUCAGUCAGACGGAGGGUUAAAUGGCAAAGCGUCAUUUAGAGCAGGGGUUCCCAAAGUGGUCGAUAUAGACCCCUUGGGGUCGAUAUCCUUUUUGCGGGGGUCGACGUAAACGAAAACUUACUACGGGGGUCGACGAGGUCUAGAAAUCGUAAAGGGGUUCAUGACCCAAAAUAGUUUGGAAACCCCUGGUUUAGAGCGACGAUGCAAUAAUUUCCUGGUUCCGAAAGUACCGGAAAUAGUGGUCAAACACUCUAAAAUGAAACUCACUCAAUUUUCUAAGAGAUGAUAUGAUCGAUUUCACAAGCUUAGACUCAAAUGAAAGGUCCUAUAGUUUCAUAGACUGCUGUUGAAUUUCAUCCGGGUCCGACUUCCUAUUCCAGAACUAUAGAGUAAAGUGUGUUUAAAAUUUCAAACCAUUAGUCAGUACGACAAUGCAAAAUAAAGAAAAAUACUCAUAAACUUCACAUAACUGUUAACAAAUUGAAAUGGUUAUAUUAGUUUAAGUCAAAGAAAGUUUCAAAUUUUGUUUUUGAAUUUGAAAAAAGAAAUUUUGGACAGGAUCUUCUAGUGAUAUUUUUAAAAAUAUAAGUAAUAUGAGAAAGGGAUCAUUACACCACUGGAUGGAUUAUAACAGGUUUUUAUUGUCAAGAUCCUAAAAAUGACAAAGUUCGUUCAUGCGAAGUUCUAAAGUUAUGCAGAUUUCUGAAGUUCUGCAUUUCUUUUUAUGCAAUACAUAUCCAGAAAGAUGACUUCAUGCUAUAUUCAAGAUUGCUUAACUUUUUAUUCCAAUGUAUCGGUAUACCUACUUGUUUCAACUUGAUUUAUUUCAAAACCCAUAGAUGCAUAGAUGUUUCGAUGCAUUCCUCACACACGAGCGCUUUACAGGAAAUCACACUGAGUGUUAUGCUUGUUUGUCUGUUCUUCGAUUUAUGAUAUUUGAAUUUUUUCAGCUCCCAUAGCUCUAUUUUACUAAUUAAUCCACACUUGUCGUGGGACGCCACCACCGCCAGCUCCAUCGCUCCAUCGCCGCCAGCUGACAGUGAUGUAAUGACGGUGUCUUUUCCUUCGUAUAUAUUUUUUUCCAAAAAAAAACCCAUGCAACCGUGUUCCAGUAUUUGCAUACUUAUUUCUAGCGCUUUGAAGUAAGGACUGUGACGCGUGCAAAACGUGCCUGUAAUUGUAAUGAGGAGAGCAUCAAAACAACCAAAUUAAUCGCUAUUGAAAACGCAUAAAUAAUAGCGGGCGGGAAAUAACGCAAGAGUUGUCAUCUGGUGCCGGUUUUGUGCGUGGUCAGUAAGCAUGGAAUCGGGAGGUGAAUACGCCAAGAAAUAGUGUCAAUGUCCAAUUAUUUAUGCUACUGGUGUUGAAUUGCUGAGUAGCACUGCGAGAUUCGCAGUAGGCAAUAAAAUUUCUUCUAACGACCAGUCGACCUGCCAGCGGAAAGUCCUAUCGACAUGACAGCACCGGCGGUAGUCGUCGGUGAAGUCGGUGCUACUGGAGUUUGAAUACAGUUUAAAAGAGCAGCGUGAUUAAUCUUGUCCGAUGGUCAUGUCUUCCUGGGCGCGACGAGUAAUAGGCAAAUUAAUCAAAAUUAAUAACGUGUUGAGUGUUGUUCGGUAAAAUUAGAAGCAAAAUCGUCCCAGGCAGUCCAGUACCAAAGUGACAGGAAGGAAAUAAAGAAAACGCAGUGCGGCCGAAGGAAAUGUGGGGUGAAAUCGUGCGGGCGGGGGAUUGAAUUAAUGCGAUAGAAUGAUUCGGCAACAGUAAUUUCGCGGUGUUUUGUUUACCACUAUUAUUCGUAGCGGGCGAUUAUCGUUUUUGUGUCUUAUUCCGAAGAAAAGUGAUCAAAUUAAUGAUUCCCGUUUGUUUUACGUGACUGAAAUGCGGGACGUUAAGAAACACGAUUAGGCUAGAGAAAAAAAAGCUGUGGGAAGUCGAACGAAACACUAAUGUGAACUUCACACCAUAGUCCGUCGCUGGUACUUUGAAAAAAGGUCAAUGGAUCCACAAUCGCGACGGUCAUAAUUUUCAGCACCGUGCUUCACCGAGAAAAGUGUCAUCGUUUAACGAUGUCUGCUGCCAUAAAAUCGCAAUACCGUUGUAAUUCUGGGCGAAACAAGCAAUAGUAGUAACGAAGGUCUACUCCCGUUUCACCGUGGUACCGGCGCGGUGUGAUAUAAAAAAAACUGCACUAUGGAAUAUCGUAACUGGGCCGAACCACCGGCGGCAAUGGACAAAGUUUAAAAAGUGAAUCACGAUAUAAUGUCUCCCCUGAAGUACAGUAAAACAUGGCCCUCAAUUUUAACCAAGAUGGCCAUGGUGCAGCUACGCGUUGACUCUAUGGGCAGAACCUUCAGUUCGAUUGUGGAACCAAGCCGAAUCACCGGUUCGGCACCGCUGAUGGAAUCUAAUCGCGGCUUUCGGAUGGGACAUCCUCAGAUAAUGAUCCAAACUCCGAGUGACACCCAUAAUCCACUACCGGAUGUGGCAAAUGUAGGGGAACUAAUGUUACAGAAUAGCAACACUAGUUACUGUAAAUGUGUCAGUGAGCGACAAAGUGGAAUGGAAGACAAUUCUCGCACGAGACACCUUCGAUCGGAAUCGAUUAAAAUUGAUAACUGGGAUUACAUUUACACUGAGAAGCGGUCAUUGAAGACGACGGUGGGCUGUGAGCGAUUCGCAACAACCGAACUGCCAUGCGGUGAUCAUCGAUGCAUUUCUGGCCAGGCCGCCCUUAAAGUUUCCACCCUACGGAGACACUACUAUCCGGAGGGUGACUGGGGCUGGGUAAUUGUGGUUGUCGGCAUAAUGAGUACUGUACUCAACCAUGGCAUUCAAAUUUCCGGACCCCUGUAUCUACUGCCAGCGGGGGAACGCUUCAAGCAGAGUGCCGUAAACAGUGCAGGUACGUGCCAAUAAUGCCUAAUUGAUGGGAUUUAACAUACUGCAGCCAAUGUAAGUUGUAUAAUAUAUUUGAUUAAGAAUUAACGAAAAAUGCAAUCCCGUACAUUUACAAUUAGAAUGUUGUUUGAUAUUGAAGGUUUUAAUUUGAAUCUA